AUGGGUAAUAAAGUGGCAACCUUCACCGAAGAACAACUCGAAGAUUACCAGGAUUGUACCUUUUUCACACGCAAAGAGAUCUUAAGAAUAUUUAAGAGAUUUCGGGAGAUAGGAGAUCCUGGAAUGAUACCGCGUACCUUGACGCCGCAAGAAGCGUCUACUCUCCGUCUACCUUUAUCGUACUUGGCUCGUAUUCCCGAAUUAAAGGAAAAUCCGUUUAGAGAACGAAUCUCAGAGGUCUUCACACAACGUUCAGAACAGGGACAUUCGACGUCCAGCUCCGAAGGAAUGUGCUUCGAAGAAUUCCUCGAGAUGAUGUCCGUGUUUUCUGAGCAGGCACCGCGGGAUCUGAAAGUGUUUUACGCCUUCAAAAUUUACGAUUUCGACGGGGACGGAGUGUUGGGCCUGGGCGAUUUGGAGCGCACCUGUCGGCAGCUGACUCGAGGCGGGCUAAGUGUCGAAGAGGUGGCUACCGUGUGUCAAAAAGUUCUGGAAGAGAGUGACAUAGACGGUGAUGGAGCUCUAUCUUACCUCGAGUUCGAGCACGUCGUGACUAGGGCCUCCGAUUUUAUGGCGACUUUCCACAUAAGAAUAUAAAUUGCAACAGUUAACGAGAGAUCACUAUGUGAAAUUAUCUGCGAUAGAAGAUUUAUGCGGUAUGGUUUAAAAGAGAAUAUGCACUUAAUUACGAAGUUUGUUCUAGAGAGGUUUAAAAGAGAAUAUGCACUUAAUUACGAAGUUUGUUCUAGAGAGGUAAAUUAAUUGCCUCUAUUACUCAAAUCAUUUCUCUAAGACAGGUCUGCAAGAAAGUGCAUUUGUUAGGCGAUUAAAUAAUGAUAAUACUAUACUCGAUUUAAAUAAUAAUAAAUUAAUACUAAAUUUAUAUUUUUGAAAAGAUAGAAUUAGAAAUGAAUUUAUUUAUUAUGAAUUAUGACUUUAAAGUUGCGUUAGUCGACAAAAGAGUAUUAAUCAAGUUGAGCAAUAGAUGAUUAAUAAAUAAGAUAA
Molecule: messenger RNA, 1005 nt
Organism: Ooceraea biroi (clonal raider ant)
Lineage: Eukaryota; Metazoa; Arthropoda; Insecta; Hymenoptera; Formicidae
Product: calcium and integrin-binding family member 3
Biological process (GO): calcium ion homeostasis
Molecular function (GO): calcium ion binding; magnesium ion binding
Source: RefSeq, a predicted model, not a curated record